This is a messenger RNA of Erythranthe guttata (spotted monkey flower), 744 nucleotides long. RefSeq names its product E3 ubiquitin protein ligase DRIP2. NCBI's taxonomy places the organism in Eukaryota, Viridiplantae, Streptophyta, Magnoliopsida, Lamiales, Phrymaceae. The record is from RefSeq and is a predicted model, not a curated record. Gene Ontology annotation, molecular function: ubiquitin-protein transferase activity.
AUGGACCAUCGUUGGCAAAACAUGAUGAACAAUUUCAAUAAUGAAGGAAGAAGUGAACAACAUGCAGGAAGUGGAAUAAAUAAAAAUGUUGGUGGUGGCGGAUUAAUUGCCGAUCAGCCUGCUCGGAAAAGAUCGGCAGAUGAAAGAGAAAAGUCACCGGAGAAAACGGGUGAUUCUUAUUGGAGGUCUCUAAUGGGAAAAAAUCAUCAAACGGCAAAUAUAAUAAAAAACGCUACAAACGAUCACGAUUUUGCAGUUUCUUGCAUAGCGGAAAAGUCUAAAGAAGUAUUAUUACGACCAAGACCACUAGACCGCGGACAAAGUUCUUCGGUCGGUGGACUUACGAAUAAUCGGGCACCGAUUGUGCACUGUCAUGACAAAAACAACGUUAAACGCAUCGAACAAAAUCUCAAAACUUAUUGGUUUUGUUUAGUUGCUUCUGAUAAUCAGAGAAGCAGUGCACCCUUGGAGCAAAUACCUUCCAGAUACUUGAGGCUGCAGGAUGGAAGCACUACAGUUUCAUCUAUCAAGAAGUACAUCGUACAAAAGCUCAAUUUACGAAGCGAAAACGAGGUGGAGAUUACUCUGCAAGGACGGAGAUUACUACCUAGUUUGCAAAUAAGCCGAUUGAUGGAACUGUGGCUGCAAACGUAUUCUACCUCAGAAAGGACAACGGCAAUCGUCGGUUCCUCCGCGCAGGAGUUUGUCCUACCGCUUACAUAUGCUCGUAAACCUGCUUUCUAA